UAGGGAACUCUUGAAGAUGGAACAGAAUUUGAUAAUAGUUACAAACGUGGGGAACCUCUUUCCUUUACGCUAGGCUCUGGACAAGUUAUUCGAGGUUGGGAUCAAGGACUUUUAAAAAUGUGUGAAGGUGAAAAGAGAAAACUUGUCAUACCCCCAGAUUUAGGUUAUGGCUCAGCUGGUGCCCCACCAACUAUUCCAGGUGAUGCUACUCUAGUGUUUGAAGUGGAAUUAGUGAAGAUAGAGAGAAAAUCUGAACUAUAAUUAUGCAUUUUAGGUGCAGAGAUACACAUUUUAAUUUUAUUUGUAAUUUAUGCAAACUGCAAAUAUUACAUGAUUAAAAAUAAAAAAUCUUAAUUUUUUUAGUCAUAAAACUACUUAAGUAUAUUGUUAAUAUUUAUGUGUUUUGGAAAUUAAUUAUGAAAUUACAUUCCAUGGUAGCAGAAAAUUACAUUAUGCCUUUAAAAUAAUUUAAAAUGUUUUCUUGUCUGUGUUCAGAUUUGUUAUAUUGUAUCUUAUUCCAGAGAGAGAGUUGUGAUAAUGGUUUAGGAGCUAAACUUUAAAAUAGCUCUGGAAUUAUUUUGUAUUUAAUUGCGAUUUUAGAUUUAUAUUUCUAAAAAAAUUAAUAAUUAAGCAGUAAUUUCUAUUUACAAAAACAACAACCCCCCCCCCCAAAAAAAAAAUUUUUUUUUAGUUUAUUUACUUUUUGCAUUUAAUGUUUUCAGUUCUGAAACUGAACAUAAAAUGAUUAGUUUUGUCCACCUUUUAUAAACUAUCAAUGGUUGUGUAUGCAAUUGUUAUCUUUGUGUAGUGGAUUUUAUUCUUGCAAUAAUAAAAGAUAAGAAAAAUUUUA
Messenger RNA from Stegodyphus dumicola, 850 nucleotides. Its product is annotated as peptidyl-prolyl cis-trans isomerase FKBP2-like. Gene Ontology annotation, biological process: protein peptidyl-prolyl isomerization. The record is from RefSeq and is a predicted model, not a curated record. Gene Ontology annotation, molecular function: peptidyl-prolyl cis-trans isomerase activity. Lineage: Eukaryota; Metazoa; Arthropoda; Arachnida; Araneae; Eresidae. Gene Ontology annotation, cellular component: endoplasmic reticulum.